AAAGAGAAGAUCGCGACGCGACCGCGCGCAAUUCCCGCCCGCUCGCUGGCAGUGCGCUGGCGGUGACAGGUGACUGCCGUGACGCGCGGUGCUCGUCCUCAUUGAUCGCCUUUCCGCGUUAAUCGCGUUUUCCCCUCGUUGUCGCGUACCGAUCGCGAUAUCGGCCGCGGUAUAUAUCGAUCGCACGACCGGAAUCGCACUCCUGAGUUUCCCCCCCCGAGGAAGGUUUUUCAGCGAUUUUCGCGGGCGAUUGGAUGUCAAUCCGCGUGGAGAAUCGUGACGAGGCGAUCGACGUCGCCGAUGGACCGCUCCGCGACGGCGUCGCGCCGCGUCCUGUCCUGAAAUGAUCCGCGGGCGAGCGACAGCGGAAGACGCGACUCGCGAUCGUCGUGCGAGAUGGGCUCGCGCCCGGUCACCGAUCCGACGAGGAUCCUCGCGCUGAUCGAGCAGCUGUGCGACCUGCCGUACACGGAGGUGCAGCGGCGGCUGAACAGAUACGUUCAGGACGCGACAAACGCAAAGCUAGUCUUUCUCAUAUCAGUCUUGGUAGAAUCUGAGGAAAUGGUUAUUCAUGUGAUGGGCGAUGAAAUUCUGGAUAGAGAAUUGAGAUUUCUCAUACCAAACAAUGUUUUGUACGAGGCUGUGAUAAAUAAGACAUCAUUAGCCCUGAGCGUUGCGAAACUCGAUAGUGAGCUAUUGAGAUACAUUAAUAGAAUAACAGCCACAACGCCGCAGUCCCUCUUAACGAUCCCGAUACAGCACCCUUUCAAGCAUUAUACAGCUUUGCUCGUGUGCCUGGUAGAUUAUGUGGAUGGAGAUGAGGCUAGGCAUGCUUGCACAGAAAUAGUUGAAGAAUGCUUUAGGUUUUGUCUUGGAUACUUGCUCGGUUCGUUACGCUGCUACGAGGAAACCCGUGUGAGACAGCAAUGUCAAGAUUUAUUAGCCGUUUCUAGGAAGCUCUUCACGUAUUUGGGAGACUUCCCUGAUCUCUUGCGCGAGAUUAUGGCAGAGGUCAGAAAACUGACGAACGCAGAGAGAUGUUCCUUAUUCUUUUUGGAUCCCGAUCAGCAGGACUUGGUUGCUAAAGUAUUCGACGGUCUUUCCACGGGAGAAAGUCUGAGCGAGAUGAGAAUACCCAUUGGACAAGGUAUAGCUGGUCACGUCGCGACUACCGGUAAAUUACUCAAUAUUCGAGACGCUUACAGCCAUCCCCUUUUUUAUCGUGGGAUCGACGAGGCAACAGGGUUUAAGACUAGAAACAUUUUGUGCUUCCCAAUACGCGACGAGAAAGGCAUCGUUGGAGUGGCUCAAUUGUGCAAUAAAAUAAACGGUUUAUACUUCGACGCCUUCGACGAGCAGAUCGCGACGGCGUUUAGUAUGUACUGCGGUAUAUCAAUAGUGCAUAGUAUCGUUUACAAGAAAAUGCAGGACGCUCAAGCCCGAAACAACCUUAGUAACGAGAUAAUGAUGUAUCACAUGAAGGUGGAAGAAUCUGCCGUGCAGGCAUUGUUGAAUUGCAGGGACGAUCACAACAUUAAAGAUUUCAGCAAGUUCCACUUCAGCCCGAGAAACGUACCUUACAAACACAUACCUUGUUACACUAUUAAAAUGUUUACCGACCUGGCUUUCUUAAAUCACUGGAAAAUUAAAAUGCCGACACUCGCAAGAUUUAUAUUGUAUGUCAAGAAAAGCUACAGAGACGCACCUUAUCACAAUUGGACACACGCAUUUUCCGUGGCGCACUUUGCGUAUCUUUUGGUAAAGAAUAUGCAGCUGCUUGAGGAAAAGUACAUGACGUCUUUGCAAGCUCUGGUGUUCCUUGUAUCAUGCUUAUGUCACGACAUUGAUCACAGAGGAACUAAUAAUUCGUUUCAAAUCGAGUGCGACACCGUGCUGGCAAGUCUUUACAGUUCGGAGGGAUCUGUUAUGGAGAGACAUCAUCUUGCGCAAACGAUGUGCAUUCUAAACACCGAGGGCUGCAACAUAUUUGAAAGUUUGGGUAGCAAUGAGUACAGCGAAGCUUUGGAUUGGCUCAGGAGCAAUAUACUUGCGACUGACUUAGCCAUUCACUUUCGUAGCAUAAAGAACCAAGAGGCAAUGAUUCAUAGCGGAUACAACAAAGACGAUCCGAAACAACGGAAGCUAUUAUUCGGAAUGCUCAUGACUUGUUGCGAUCUCAGUGAUCAGACCAAAGAUUGGAAAAUUUCGAAGAAAACAGCGGAGCAAAUAUUUGACGAAUUCUUCGCGCAAGGGGAUCUAGAGAAAAGCAUGGGCAGACCGCCUGUCGAAAUGAUGGACAGGGAACGUGCGUCGAUUCCUGAUCUCCAAAUACAAUUCAUCACCAACUUGGUUAUCCCCGUUUUUACUAAUCUGUCGUUAUUGUUCCCGUCGGUGCUACCUCUGGUCAAUAUGCUGCAACAGAAUUGUUCAAUAUGGGAAGCGGCUAGGACCGUGUUUCAAAAGUAUUUGAUGAAUGGAACGAAGGGAAUAGAUAUUUUGCUCGAUCCCAACUUUGAAGACGAGGUUCUUGAGAUAUUUGCUCAACGAGGUCAAUGUCCUGCUAAAAAUUCUAACAAGUGCACGAGAAGCAGAGAGUAAAAUGAUAUUUGAGGAAGAGGCAAAGUUUAAUGACUUUAACGAUUUGGAAUUUGCAUGUAGAAUUUCGAAUACAAAGCGAGGAUUGUUCCAUUCGUAAGAAUAUAAUGUGAUAAAUCUUU
Wasmannia auropunctata (little fire ant) is the source of this 2717-nucleotide messenger RNA. RefSeq names its product cGMP-dependent 3',5'-cyclic phosphodiesterase-like. The transcript is spliced from 12 exons. Gene Ontology annotation, biological process: regulation of mitochondrion organization; negative regulation of receptor guanylyl cyclase signaling pathway; positive regulation of gene expression. Gene Ontology annotation, cellular component: mitochondrial outer membrane; mitochondrial inner membrane; nucleus. Gene Ontology annotation, molecular function: 3',5'-cGMP-stimulated cyclic-nucleotide phosphodiesterase activity; 3',5'-cyclic-GMP phosphodiesterase activity; protein homodimerization activity. Lineage: Eukaryota; Metazoa; Arthropoda; Insecta; Hymenoptera; Formicidae. Bases 397 to 2598 code for a protein of 733 amino acids. The record is from RefSeq and is a predicted model, not a curated record.